AUGGCUACUGCUGCAGCCCAGCAAGGUGCACGUGCCGCGGCGGACCGAGCACGGACAGGGUUCUUCGAAGUCCAGGCCUACAUCUCGGAAAACCCGACCAGCCUGAAGAUCCUGUGCUUCUGCUCGGGCUUGGCACUGAUCGCUUUCAGCCUCCUUGGGCUUUUCAAUCCCUUCGGCCUCAACAUCAUUCCCAAGGACCAGCUGUGCAACUUGUACAACGUCUUCUUCGGGGUCAUUAUCUGUGUCUGCGAUGGCAAGGAGUCGUGGCUGAGAGCUUGUGGGGAUCUACAGGGCACCCUCUUCCGCAGGGCCUACUUCUUGGCCAGCCAGACUGGGCGGUCUCUCUUCUAUUUGUACGUGGGGACCAUGACGCUGCUGUUGCUUCCGGGCGGCAUGCUGGACUUCUUCAACCGGAUCAUCGGGAUCGCUUUGUGCGUCUUGGCCAUGUUGAUGCUGGCCAGGGAUUGGUGCGCCCCUCUCUGUUGCAAGGACAGCUACAACCAGAUGGGCUCCGGCUCCCAAGUGUAA
Symbiodinium sp. CCMP2456 is the source of this 528-nucleotide messenger RNA. The record is from the annotation of a GenBank genome assembly. NCBI's taxonomy places the organism in Eukaryota, Dinophyceae, Suessiales, Symbiodiniaceae.